GGGAGCAGGAGUGGGUGUGUCUGAAGUGGGGGAGGCUAAGUCUUAGAAGGUGGCAAUUUUCCUAGGCCGGCGGCGCGGGGAGCAGUUGGAGAGGCCCGGCUGGCCGGGGCUUCGGCCUCAGGCUUCGGGAAAUGGCCACGAGGGGCAGGAUGGAGGACGGUUCCUUGGAUCUCACCCAAAGUAUUGAAGAUGACCCUCUUCUGGACACCCAGCAUCUUCUACACCAUUCAUUACAUGCUCAGUUUAGACCCAGAUUCCACCCUCUUCCUACAGUCAUCAUAGCAAAUCUUCUCUUAUUAAUUCAUGUUGUAUUUGUCAUUUUAGCAUUUUUAACAGGUGUGCUUUGUUCUUACCCUAAUCCAAUUGAGGACAAGUGCCCAGGAAACUAUACCAACCCACUGAAGGUUCAGACAGUCAUAAUCCUUGGAAAAGUUAUUUUGUGGAUUCUGCAUUUCCUUCUUGAACGCUACAUCCAGUAUCACCACAACAAAGUCAGAAACCGAGGCUAUAACACGAUCUACCUAGCUACGAGGCAUCUUAAAGGACUUGCACUGAUGAUACACUCAACCGGCAGCACAGCUCUCCUCCUCGUGCUGUGCGUGCAGCACUCCUUCCCGGAGCCCAGCAGGCUGUAUCUUGACCUCAUCCUGGCCAUCCUGGGCCUGGAACUGAUCUGUUCCCUGACCUGUCUGCUCAUUUACACAGUGAAAAUUCGAAAAUUUAAUAAAGCCAAACCACAACCUGAUGUACUUGAAGAAGAAAAAAUCUAUGCUUACCCCAGCAAUAUUACCUCGGAGACUGGAUUCAGGCCUAUUUCAAGCCUAGAAGAGAUCGUUGAAAAGCAAGGAGACAUAAUUGCCUACCUGAAGCGACACAAUGCCCUGUUGAGUAAGCGCUUGUUGACUUUCACUUCCUCUGACCUUGACUCUCCGCCUGGUCACGUGUGAGCUGCUCAAGGUCAGGAGAGCAGUAGCAGAGGAAUGCAGAGGAAUCUAAGACUGAUCGAUGACCUGACAAGCUAUUCUCAGGAAUGCCAGUUUUUGCCAGAUAGCAUUUGACAAUUUUGGUUGGAAACUUUAAUUUUGCUCUCACCUGCAUGGCUCUUUAGUAGGUGAGACUUUUGGGUCACUUGAAAAGUAUUUCAUAGAGCCUGGAUAUCUCGAGGAGAACGUCUGUUUUUGCACAUUUUGAAGUUGUUUACCUGUCUGGUUUAUCCUAAGAUCAAAGGUGUAGUUUAAACGACUCUUCCUGCCCAAGACUAGAACCUGGUAAUAAUUUGGCUAUGUAUAUGGAGGUAAUCUGACGCGAUGAUCUAGUUGAAACAAGGGUUUGAUCAAGUAAUAUUUUCUCCACUCUUAAACUGA
This is a messenger RNA of Mustela erminea (ermine), 1364 nucleotides long. It is a transcript of the gene TMEM192, whose product is annotated as transmembrane protein 192. The record is from RefSeq and is a predicted model, not a curated record. Gene Ontology annotation, cellular component: late endosome; lysosomal membrane. Bases 132 to 947 code for a protein of 271 amino acids. Lineage: Eukaryota; Metazoa; Chordata; Mammalia; Carnivora; Mustelidae. The transcript has 6 exons.